Messenger RNA from Colletotrichum spaethianum, 261 nucleotides. RefSeq lists its product as uncharacterized. The transcript is spliced from 2 exons. Bases 1 to 261 code for a protein of 86 amino acids. The record is from RefSeq and is a predicted model, not a curated record. Lineage: Eukaryota; Fungi; Ascomycota; Sordariomycetes; Glomerellales; Glomerellaceae.
AUGUACGGCCGGGAAGAGACUGAAAUCGUUCAUUCGUACAGAACAGAGUACCUUCGUAGGGGCGGCGCCUCUGUGUUGUGCAAUAUGCAGAUGCAAAUGCAGGCCGAACAAAAAAGCAGGAGACGAGACGAGAGGAGCAGUGAUGGGGCCGACGGGGUCAGCGAAGACACGGACAACGCGAUGAGCAACGGAGAGUGGAGGGAAAGGACUGAGAACAGAGACACGACACUGCAAGUUUGCAAGGAAGAGCGGACAACCUAA